GGGAGCUGAAUUGAUUAGCUGCUCUGUCGGUAUUGGCCGGUCUGGGAUGGAUGAAUGGCGCCCGGUCAGAAGUCACGGAGGGGUUGCGGGGUCACCGCCGAUGAAAGGAUGGGGGGCGGGGGCUCCAGCCUGGAGACCGGCUGCUGGUGUAAGGUGACGUCACGGUGCGAUCACUGCGCUUUCCCACCUGAGCGCGGCAGCGAGAGCUGCGCGUGCACGAUUCCGCGCGGUAAAGUGACCCACGUCUAGACACGAAGGGCGCAAACAGCCGUGUUUUCUAGAGACGCGAAGCGACACGCCCCCUGCGACGUUUGCGCCCUCCGAACUGCUUUUCGCAGUUUCACUCUAAUUGGCGCAAAGAGAAACACAUGGGAGCAUAAAUGUGCUUAGAAUAGACCCCUCAAGGGUUUGUUGAGUAGGAUAAUUGAUAAAAAGCAACAACUCGUCAAAAAGCGCCAGUUUCUCGGAAUGCCUGGCUCCGCGCGGAUGUUGGAACAGCUUGCAGCCACUGCCGUGUCGUUUUCUUUGAUGUUUUUACGAUGUUUGUCCAGUUGCGCCUUGCAUGGUGCGCCUUCAUAAAGUCUCAGACACUGUUCGUCCGGGGGGGCGGUCAGAGGACCCUCUCCACCUCCUCUCACCCUGAAAGGCUGCGUCUGCAUCCACCCCGCUCUUUGUGCGCCUCCGCUCGCUCAUGUCUCUCCUUCGCCGCCUGUAGAUUUUCUGGUUCUCCAACGGAAAAUCUUUGCAAUCAUUUGACGUAAAACAACAACCAAACAACAAACAUUUGUUUCGCUAAAAGAGCAGCGCGCGUGGACUUCCCUUGGUUGCGUGGAACUCCGCUCUGCGUAAAAGCGACUGGAUUUACGCACGAGACGGCCGAAGAUCCGGUUCGUCUUUUGGAUUUGUCUCCUGAUGACUUACAGGAAGGGAUGGACUCACUUAAAGGGCACCUAGAGGAAAAACGCAACCAUGUGUGAAAUCCCGCUUCAGCUCCAGGAUCAGAGAAACUCUGGCAGCACAACAGGAUGGGGUUACGCGCACAGCCCCAGGAAUCUGUGGGGAUGGACACGUGCCUGCUUGUUGGUUCUCCUGGUAGGGGAUUUUCUGGAAUUUUCUUCGUGCUCGAGCGAGGCAGGAGCCCAAGCUGCACACGAAGGAUUUUGUCCCAACAAGCUGAACUCCAACCUGUGGGUAGAUGCUCAGAGCACCUGCGAGAGGGAGUGCGGCACGGAUGAGGACUGUACUGACUUUGAGAAAUGCUGCACCAACGUGUGCGGCCUCAACAGUUGUGUUGCUGCUCGUUUCUCUGACGGCACCCCUGCUCAGCCCGACGGGAAGGAUGGUGGGACGGCGGCCCCCAACUCCUCAGCCACCUGUGAGGGCUUCAUUUGCAGCCAGCAGGGUGCAACCUGUGACAUCUGGGAUGGACAGCCCAUCUGCAAGUGCCAGGACCGCUGCGAGAAGGAGCCCAACUUUACCUGCGCAUCAGACGGUCUCACCUAUUUCAACCGCUGCUACAUGGACGCUGAGGCCUGCAUCCGGGGAGUGACCCUGACCGUCAUCCCCUGCCGAUUCUACCUGCCCGGCCCCCACACCAGCCCACUGCCCCAGGGCACUACAGCCUACCCAACCCCAACAUCCUCCCUAGAGGAUCCCAUGCCCCCCACGCUGUACACCAAUCCCCACCACCAGUCCAUCUACGUUGGAGGCACGGUCAGCUUCCACUGUGACGUGGUUGGAGUGCCCAGGCCUGACGUGACCUGGGAGAAGCAGAGUGAGCGACGUGAGCGUCUUGUCAUGAGGCCUGACCAAAUGUACGGCAACGUGGUCAUCACCAACAUCGGACAGCUGGUCAUUUACAAUGCCCAGGUGUGGGACACGGGCAUCUACACCUGCAUUGCCCGGAACUCUGUUGGAGCACUUCGUGCAGACUAUCCACUGUCUGUCAUCCGCCGGGCUGAGGAUGAUUUUUCUGAGGAUCCAGAGAUGCCCAUGGGCCGGCCCUUUUCCCCGGCAGACUGCUUGGCUGAAGUGGACCUGAGGGUGUGCAGCGCGGAGCGUCACGUGGACUGGUACUACGAUAGCAAGCUGGGCUCCUGCGUGACCUUCAGCAACGGGGGCUGCGAUGACAGCCGCAACCGGUUUGAGACCUACGAAGAGUGCAAAGCGUCCUGCCAGAGGGAGGGGAUGGGAAUAUGCUCCCUGCCCGCUGUUCAGGGUCCCUGCAAAGCCUGGGAGGCCCGGUGGGCCUGGAAUUCCAUGUUGAAGGAAUGUCAGCCGUUUGCAUUUGGUGGCUGCCAAGGGAACGCCAACAACUUCCACACCAAGAAAGAAUGCGAAGCAAACUGUCCCCAGCCCAAGAGGAGACCCUGCAGGACAUGUCGGAUGAAGGGGAAAAUUAUCUCCAGCUUGUGCCGCAGCGACUUCGCCAUUGUGGGCCGGCUGACAGAGCUGGUGGAGGACCUGAACUCUGGGCUGGCUCGCUUCAGCUUGGAUGAAGUCCUGAAAGAUGAGAAGAUGGGCUUGACCUUCUUCAACACUAAAAAUCUGGAGGUGACCAUCACCACGAUGGACUGGAGUUGUCCCUGCCCCAACAUCACGGUGGAGGAGAACCCUCUGCUGGUGAUGGGCCUGGUGCAUGACGGCAUGGCCAUCAUUCAGACGGACAGCUACGUCAAAGCCAUAACAGAACGCAGGCUGCGACGGCUGCGCGCUGCUCUGCACAAGAAGCCAUGCGAGCCUGUCCAAAGCCUGGGAAAGACCAGCGGUCCCACAGAACACUAAAAUAUUACAUUUAUUUGUUUUUGUUUAGCAAAACCCACUUGAAAGUCGAUCAUCUGGUACAUUUAUUCAUCGCAAUUUCAACAAUAACAGUUACAAAUGGCUGCACGGUGGAGCAGUGGUUAGCGCUCUUGCCUCACAGCAUGAAGGCCCCGGUUCAAGUCCUGGCUGGGGGAGCUGAACCAGAACACCAAUGGGGGACCUUUGUGUGUGGAGUUUGCAUGUUCUCCCCGUGCAUGCGUGGGUUCUCUCCGGCUUCCUCCCACGUCCAAAACAUGCUUCAUAGGUUAAUUGGUCAACUAGGUGAGAGUGCGUGGGUGUGUGCGUGCGGACACUCUAGCCUGCGACAGACUGGCGACCUGUCCAGGGCGUCACCUGCCUUCGCCCAGAAGUGGCCAGGAUAGGCUCCAGCAGCCCCGUGACCCCCAAAGAGAAUAAACGGUAGAAGAUGAACCGUUACAAUUUUAAAACUACGUUAUUUAGCCUAAAAAGUAAAGAAAAAUAAUGUAAAAAUGCUUAAAGUCCCACUCAGAUUAUCUUUUGAAUCUGAUUGCAAAGGGUUCACAGCGGUCUUUUGAUUAUUACGCCAACGCCUGUGUUUUUUUGGGAGAAAUGUCUGCAGAGCGGCAGGAGUUUAUCAGAAGUUGUGGGGGGGACUUUUGGUGAAGAGUUCUCUUUUUCUCCCACAAUUUUCCCUGGAGUGGGUCUUUAACAUCUUUAGGUUAAUGAGCCACAGACUAAUAAAUGGUAAUUUAAUGUUUUUAACCCUGCUUGAUUAAAGAAGCCCCUCUUUUA
This is a messenger RNA of Oryzias latipes (Japanese medaka), 3576 nucleotides long. It is a transcript of the gene wfikkn1, whose product is annotated as WAP, follistatin/kazal, immunoglobulin, kunitz and netrin domain containing 1. Gene Ontology annotation, cellular component: extracellular region. The record is from RefSeq and is a predicted model, not a curated record. Gene Ontology annotation, molecular function: transforming growth factor beta binding; receptor antagonist activity; serine-type endopeptidase inhibitor activity. NCBI's taxonomy places the organism in Eukaryota, Metazoa, Chordata, Actinopteri, Beloniformes, Adrianichthyidae. Gene Ontology annotation, biological process: transforming growth factor beta receptor signaling pathway.